AUGGGAGUAGUUAAAGGAUCCGUAAGAAAAGCCAUAAGUACAAAGUUCCUUAACAAUGGAGAACUGGUCACUUUAGUCGCGGAACUUGAAGCGAUUAUCAACGAAAGACCUUUGAUAGAUAUGAAAGACUUAAGACUUAUACUCAUAAGAGGUAAGGAUGGUAUGUGUCGAUCAGGGAUUGUAAGAAUAGCUAAUAAAAAUGAGCUGGUAAGAGCAGUGGGACAUCUCUAUCCUUUAGAGAUCUCCGACAGAGAACAAGGUCCAGGUAAUCGCUCACCUCGGGAGUGUCGAGAAGUACCAGAGAAGAGUUAA
Messenger RNA from Acanthocheilonema viteae, 312 nucleotides. The record is from the annotation of a GenBank genome assembly. NCBI's taxonomy places the organism in Eukaryota, Metazoa, Nematoda, Chromadorea, Rhabditida, Onchocercidae.